AAAAAAUAGAAAAGGGAAAUGAAAACCAUGGACAGAACAUUGUAUUUUGUCAAAAUACACAGAGAAAAGAGAGUAGCCAUAUUCUAUAGUGAGUCAACUGAUGAGAUCCUCCAUCUAUUAGCCAACAAAAACAAAUACUUGUACACAAAAGAUUACUUACCAUAUGGAAAAGAUCGGUUUUUUCUCCCCUUUUGUGUACGUUUCCCUGUCUUUGAAGUCAGUUCAAUAAUUCUUGUCACAAACCCUAAAUUCUCUACAAUUUCUUGAUUGCAAUCCAACUCUGUUUUCGUCGUGAUCCUUCAGAUUCCUGAGACACGACGAAAUAGGUAAAAAUAUUGACAUUCCUUGCUCUAUUCCAUGUGGGUUUUUGAAGAACGGACCAGAUACACCCUUGACAACAGUACCAGGAGCAGUAAUUUUUUAAAUUGAUCGGUGGUUCAGGAUGCCAUGGAUUUUGAAUCCAAUUCUUUUAGAUAUUUUAUUUAAGAAACUCUACCCAUCUAGAUAGUUGGAGAAGUUCACCACAAAGUUAUUUGCUCUAAAGGGAGUUAGUGUGGUGAAAUCUGCAGCCUCUGAGAUGAUGUAUUUCCAAUGACUCUCUUGAUAAUUAUACUGGCUUUGAGGAAUUUCUGGGUUAUAACGAUUUGCUGAUCUAUUCAUGACGAAUAUGGGGUUGAGAUUCGGGCAAGUUCUUUUAUUCCUUCUGUUUGUAUCAGCUUUGAUUGUUAUUGUCACAGCUGUAUCUGAAGAAGUGAGUGUACAAAGGGUAAUAACCGCUCCUCUAAGGAAUGCCCGAACCAAUAUAAUUGAUGGUUCUGGUAAAGAAUAUGGUAUUGAUUCUGUCAGUAUGGAUGGAAAAGGUGAAUGGACAGGUGAUAACACCAGAGUGUCUGUUUCAACAGUUGCAUUGUUCACUUUGGCAAUGGCUGCGGCUAGUGGUUUGGGUGCAGUACCAUUUUUCUUUGUGGAGCUGGAUCCUCAAUGGUCGGGAGUAUGCAAUGGAAUGGCUGCUGGAGUGAUGUUGGCGGCGAGCUUUGAUCUUAUAAAGGAAGGACAGGAUCAUGGAAGUGGUGGAUGGGUUGUGUUUGGUAUUUUGGCUGGUGGAAUCUUCAUAUUGCUUUGCAAGAAGUUUCUUGAACAAUAUGGUGAAGUAAGUAUGCUGGACAUUAAGGGAGCAGAUGCAGCAAAAGUCAUCCUUGUUGUUGGAAUUAUGACACUUCACUCAUUUGGGGAGGGUGCUGGUGUUGGAGUAUCCUUUGCUGGCUCCAAAGGUCUUUCUCAGGGUAUCUUGGUAACUCUGGCUAUUGCUGUGCACAACAUACCAGAGGGUUUAGCUGUGAGCAUGGUUCUUGCAUCAAGAGGAGUUUCUCCGCAGAAAGCCAUGUUAUGGAGUAUAUUAACUUCCUUACCCCAGCCAAUUGUUGCAGUACCAUCAUAUAUGUGUGCCGAUGCAUUUCACAAAUUUCUGCCAUUUGCUACUGGCUUUGCUGCUGGGUGUAUGAUUUGGAUAGUUGUUGCUGAGGUCCUUCCUGAUGGAUUCAAGGAAGCCUCACCAUCUCAUGUUGCAUCAGCUGCUACUCUUUCAGUAGCAUUUAUGGAAGCUCUUAGUGCUGUGUUCCAGAAUUUUGGCCACAACUACAAUUCGGAGGAUGCUUCUGCCUUCCUUGUUUCUCUACUGUUCGGAUUUGGUCCACUGCUUGGCGGUGUAUCUCUUGUUGCAUUUGCUCUUGCUCUUCGUCUUCAGCAUGCUCUCCUAACUGGUGUAGCCUGUGGCACAGCGUUUGUCCUUGGUGUAUGGCGUCCAUUGCAGCUAGUCUUAUCAUCAAAGAUGGAGUUUAUCCCCCUCUUUUCUCUCUUUGCAACAGGAUUCUCACUUUCCCAUUUUUCAACUGCUAGUGUUAUUAAAAUUGGAAGUCGCAAGAGGACUUCAGCAGAUGCUUUAUCUGCUGUAACAGGAUUGCCAGUGAGUGCUCUCACUCUUCAGUCAAUUUUGUGCUGUGCUGCAGUUGCCCUCCAUGCACUAUCAGAGGGGCUUGCUUUGGGUGUCGCUGCACCGAAAGCUUAUGGACUUGGUCGGCACAUGGUUCUUCCUGUCUCACUUCAUGGACUCCCGCGUGGUGCCGCUGUUGCUAGCUGCAUUUAUGGAGCAACUGACAGCUGGCAUGCGUCCCUUUUAGCUGCUGCUCUUAUUGGCUUCAUGGGUCCUUCAUCUGCAAUCGGAGCAAUACUUGCAGGUAUUGACUACAGUGGUUUGGAUCACCUUAUGAUGUUUGCAUGUGGGGGAUUACUUCCAUGUUUUGGGAGCAUUUUCAAGAGGGCAAUGAGCCUCCAAAAGCGGAAGAGCAUAACAGGACUGAUAAUAGGCAUUUUUUUUGCGAGUAUUUGUCUAGCAUUUACAAAGUUGGUUUGCUUGCAUACGCCUUACUGCAACUCUGCACCAGAAGCUGUUAGGUGAUGAAAGUUGAAUAAAUGAUAACGUUUUGGAUCAAAAUCUCAUGUUAACUCAGUUUGCGCGCAGCCUUGUGGACGUCAAACUUACUGAAAGCUGUUGAGGUGAUUUUUGCAGCAAACAAUUUACAAAAAACCAUAGGAAGUUCAGGAGAAAGAUGGGAUUGUCUGUUGUACAUUAGUUUAGAGACUGUUUUGUUGGAAGUGAAAUGUUCCUUUCUAACCAGUAAAGAUUGGUAAGCCUUUUAACAUUAAUUUUGAACAAUAACCAGAAGUAUAUUUUUGAAGAAUGAAAAGGUAUCCUCUGCA
Messenger RNA from Solanum dulcamara, 2757 nucleotides. RefSeq names its product putative zinc transporter At3g08650. Bases 659 to 2455 code for a protein of 598 amino acids. Gene Ontology annotation, cellular component: membrane. The record is from RefSeq and is a predicted model, not a curated record. NCBI's taxonomy places the organism in Eukaryota, Viridiplantae, Streptophyta, Magnoliopsida, Solanales, Solanaceae. Gene Ontology annotation, biological process: zinc ion transmembrane transport. Gene Ontology annotation, molecular function: zinc ion transmembrane transporter activity. The transcript is spliced from 6 exons.